AGUCGCAUCUCGCUGGAAAAAAAGACACACGCGAAAAAUCGAAUUCGAUUUUUUCCCGUCGAUCUCGAUCCCGCGGACGCGCGUCCCCGCGCCCCUUCGACUCGGCGAAUCGGCGAGGUGGCAUCGCCUCCAUUCGACCGCCCAGAGGAACGCCAUUGUGAACCAUACCGACUGUACGGCACGAACCGUGUGUCCCCGACCUCGACCGUGACUGGGAAGAACCAACGAUUAAAAUGGCAAACGAGCCUGAUAUGCCCACCUUCAAGUGUGUGCUGGUCGGCGACGGCGGUACUGGCAAGACCACCUUCGUCAAACGGCACUUGACCGGCGAAUUCGAGAAGAAGUACGUCGCCACUCUGGGUGUCGAGGUCCACCCGCUGAUCUUCCACACCAAUCGCGGACCGAUCCGCUUCAACGUCUGGGACACGGCCGGUCAGGAGAAGUUCGGCGGCCUUCGCGACGGCUACUACAUUCAGGGACAGUGCGCCGUUAUCAUGUUUGACGUUACAUCCAGGGUGACAUACAAAAAUGUACCCAACUGGCACAGAGAUCUGGUCCGCGUCUGCGAAAACAUCCCGAUUGUUCUUUGCGGUAACAAAGUUGACAUCAAGGACAGAAAAGUUAAGGCCAAGAGCAUCGUGUUCCAUAGAAAGAAGAAUCUACAGUACUAUGAUAUUAGCGCGAAGAGUAAUUACAACUUUGAGAAGCCCUUCCUGUGGUUGGCACGCAAGUUGAUUGGAGAUCCAAACCUGGAAUUCGUCGCUAUGCCUGCGCUGCUGCCGCCGGAGGUCACUAUGGAUCCACAAUGGCAGCAACAAAUCGAGAAAGAUCUCAAGGAGGCUCAAGAAACAGCUUUACCAGAGGACGACGAAGAUCUUUAGUUUAUUUAACACUGGGAAUGGCCUUUACAGAGAGUAAGGCCUAUUACGCGGGUGCUCCUUGGUUGUAUCGCGCACUCGUACAUCAUAGAAAUCGAAGAUUCUUUCUUUGAGAAAAAAAAAUACCUUACCCGCAAUAUUUAGUUGGAUGCUUUUAUGCUGGACACAUAACUUCUGUGAACUUGCAUGUUAUAGCCUUAAAGAUGGGUCGCUUGAAUGCGUUGCAAUGCGGUAUGCACAACAUGUGUGUGAUUGUGUAUAUGUGAUUUGCACUUGAAUGCCUAGAUUUUGUAAAAUUCUUAUGUAAUGAUGGUGAUAUAUUAUCACGUAAAUUUGUGAACUAGAAACGGAAUAAAGUAAUGGCGAAACUGAGGAAACGACUUGUGAUACGAGUUCAUGGAACAUAGCCUGCUGAAGCUGAUACGACGCUAAUACAAAACAACCGAGAGAAAUUCACUGCAUUUUCUGAUUCGCUCGUUUGUAUAGAUGUGCGUGCGUGCGUGUGUAUGUACAUAUAUACAUAAGAAAUGGAAUUGUGUAAGGCGUGCUGUAUGUUAAACACAAUCGCGCUAACCCACUUUAAGGCGUAUCAAAAGUAGCAUUAUCCUUUUUUUUAUUUUCAUUUUAUUUUUGUACUUCCUAACAGAAAUAGAGUAAAAACUGCCAAUUCUGAAAAAGGUACAGCAAAACUGCUAUCAGGUUCAGACGAGUAGAACUGCACUGGCACCAAAUCCAAGUCGUUCUCUUCAUAAGUCACAGUACAUAUUAGCGAUUGGCCGUUCAAUCAACCGCUAGAAACGAGACGCUCGGUGCAAGUCACUUCAAUCUUGUUACAACAGAACAGGAUAACAUGUUUGCUCUCGAUUGAACACAGGUGUAUACAGUAGAUCAACAUGCAAUGGAUUAAUUUACAAGAAAGAAUCUUACGAUACAUACAAAAUUUAAUAUUAGAAGUUACUGUUUGCAUACUUAAGUAUGAACAGCGGAGUAAAACUGGACUGAAGUAUCAUUAAAAAAAAACUAACUUAUGCCAUAUAUACACUUUCUUGAUAAAACUGCUUAAGAAACUUACUAGUGUGUGAAUUGAAAAGUACGAAUGUUGAGAGAGCGACCAUCUUUCGUGAGUAUAAGCGUCUCCCGUGGUGUAGUCUUCUAUAUUUUAAUGAAAAGAAUGAUUCGAGAUUGAAGUGAAACAGAUUCGUAGCCUGUUGCGUCUGUCCGUUUCGACGAGGACUGUUUGCUAUUUUUAUAAGCAAAAGAUGAAUGUAUGAUUUGUUCAACUUAAAUUAUAUGAACAGUGGUUUUUUUUCUACGCAAGAAAAUCCGUUCUGUUAGAAGUAUGCGAAACUGUUAAUCUUUCCCUUUGAAAUCCUCGUUCCUAUUAACUUGAGAAAUCCAAUAGAGAAAAGUACGUCACGUGUAAAUUACACCGCUGAAUAUCUAACAUAGAAAGGAACUAGGAAUGACACACUGCAACAUGUACAUUUAAUUCUUGUAUACCUCUAAUAGUGUUUCAUUGUUCUGCUUGAAACAGAUUGUAUCAGCUGAUGUAUGAACUUUAAUAAAUUAUCAAACUGUUUUUAAAGCUA
Molecule: messenger RNA, 2467 nt
Organism: Temnothorax curvispinosus
Lineage: Eukaryota; Metazoa; Arthropoda; Insecta; Hymenoptera; Formicidae
Gene: Ran
Product: GTP-binding nuclear protein Ran
Exons: 3
Coding region: 234-881 (215 amino acids)
Biological process (GO): protein import into nucleus; ribosomal subunit export from nucleus
Cellular component (GO): cytoplasm; nucleus
Molecular function (GO): GTP binding; GTPase activity
Source: RefSeq, a predicted model, not a curated record